Messenger RNA from Formica exsecta, 1582 nucleotides. Its product is annotated as hemicentin-2-like. Gene Ontology annotation, molecular function: cell adhesion molecule binding. Bases 638 to 1582 code for a protein of 314 amino acids. Gene Ontology annotation, cellular component: cell-cell junction. Lineage: Eukaryota; Metazoa; Arthropoda; Insecta; Hymenoptera; Formicidae. The record is from RefSeq and is a predicted model, not a curated record. Gene Ontology annotation, biological process: cell-cell adhesion. The transcript has 3 exons.
UAUGACUCAUCCUGUAUGUGCGAUAUAAAUAUCACGAAAUUAUACAGCUUUAAUUGUUACGCGGCGUACAUUAAUGAAGCGGAUUCAGUGUAUCCAACAAAAUAUACGCAAUCGCAUACGUUACUUCCUUACUUGUUAGCUUCUCCUCGCUUCAUUAACUCGUGUCCGCUUAAUCCCGCGGAAUUUAACGAACUUAUUUGCCUAUUCAUACAAUGUGCGGUUCUUCCCGGCAGCGUGCUGGUUACACCGGGCGCGUAUUUCUCGCGACGAGAAACUCAUCGGGCUGGGCAUUAAGGAAGUCUCUUCGCUUUAUAAAGGCGGAUCGGGCGUGCCCGCGCUUUCUUUGCAUAGCCACUUCUCAUGAAGAUUCACUGUAGCGAGGAGUCGCGCUUGUGCAACGGCAGAAGAUUACGCGUAGGGGACAUCCGCCGAAGACGUUGACUCCUGUCACACAUCCAUAUGGCCAGGGGCGAUCGUGGAACCGGUUUGUCGACGCGCGUGUUCCACGUAUAUACGUUCGGUAAACCUUGGACGAGAGGCUUUGUACCGGUUUACGGACGAAAAUCUCUCGAGUUUCCUCAUUCAUGCCGUUCAUGCAGAUCUGUGCAGCAUUCGCAUCAAAUCCACAUAACCGUGUAUGGCGACAAUAAAGAAAUCACGUAAGGCACCCAUUCAUGCACGCGUGGACGAAACGCAGAUGGACACGCACGAGGGCUCGACGGUGCAGCUGCAGUGUCGAUUUCCGCCGCCGCGAGAGAAUGUUACGUGUUUCUGGCUGACUCACACGAACAACAAUCUUGAUAACGCGGCGAUCGAGAACCGCUCGCUGUCGCCCAACUACAAGGUGUUUAUGAAUCUGGAGGAGGGCCGCUACGAUCUGCAAAUCAGAAACGUGUCCUAUGAGCGCGACAAUGGCAAGUACGAGUGCAGAGUGAAGGUCAGCAGCACCGGUACCGAUCUUCACAGGAAGUACAUUACCCUGACGGUGCUGAGGGCACCGGGUCCGCCGACGAUAUCGCCCGCCUCCGCACCGGCCACGGAGGGUCAGCGUCUCGAGCUGCAAUGCAACACGUACGGUGGCAGUCCCGAGCCGGAAGUGAGAUGGUACCGCGGCAACAGCACUAUGCCACUGCACACGGGUAGAACGCUGAUGGUGGAACCCACGCGGGAGGACGACCGAGCGAUCUUUCGGUGCGUCGUGAGGAAUCGGGCGAUGCGCGAAGGCGAAAUUUUGGACGCCUCGGUGACGCUCGACGUCAACUACUUCCCGCGCGUGACCGUCGGUCCGGAAAAUCCGCUCAAGGUCGAGGUGAACGGCACCGCGACUCUCAAGUGCCACGUGGACUCGAAGCCGAUGGUCAGCAUGGUCCGCUGGUGGCGGGACGGCAGUUUCAUCGCCACCAAUUUUAAACACACGAUAUCUAAAGUGACGCUGCAGGAUGUCGGCAGGUACACCUGCCAAGCGGACAACGGGCUCGGCAAGCGUACCGACGCUUCCCUGAUCUUUUUUUUUUUUUUUUUUUUCUUUAAUGGAGAAAACUCUCGUACUCGCUUUAAAGUAUCCGUGAAAAGUUUUAGUUGA